Molecule: messenger RNA, 3042 nt
Organism: Ascochyta rabiei
Lineage: Eukaryota; Fungi; Ascomycota; Dothideomycetes; Pleosporales; Didymellaceae
Exons: 3
Coding region: 1-3042 (1013 amino acids)
Source: RefSeq, a predicted model, not a curated record
AUGUCGCAUAGCGAUGAGGACGAACAUGGUUCGCAAAGCGACACACUUGUGGAACAGUGUGAGAUCUGCCGCAGUCUGAACCUCGAUAUAGAUAAUUUUAUCGUGAGGCCAUCUCGGCAACCAGGGCGACGACGCAAACCCUCGACUUUUCCUCUAGUCUCUUCCACUGCAUCCUUAAAGCUGGGCACGUUUAAAAGUAUCUCCGAACGACAUUUGGAUGGCUGCAGCUUCUGCGGCCUAGUUCUAGCUUCAGCAAGAACCUCCUCGCCAAGGUCCAACGGGGAGGAGACGCAGUCUGGUGCUGUAUGUUACAUGCGAUGGGAGAUCGACGGACGGCGCGCGGCUGCAAAUACCCACACAGGUGGGCAAGAUGUUGGGUUUCAAACUCCUGGAGGCAUCACGCGACGCAUCCGCUUGUGUUGGGAUGAGGCAGAUCUAGAGGAUGCGUACCUGGUUGCUGUCGCACAACAAAGAUAUCUCACCACGCUAUCAGACGCCCACCGUGCCUGGAGCGCGGAUUCGCUUUUUCUUGGGCGACAAAUCGAUCAUAACGGCCUCAACCAAGCAAGACUGAAUAGUUGGAUCGACUUGUGCAAAACACAUCAUCCGCACCCAUGCAACGAUUGGUACAGCAGUGAGACGCCACAGAAGUUCCGAGACAUGUUAACGCAUUCUUAUUUUGGUGUCAUUGACGUUGUCAACAUGCAGCUGGUCCAACUUCCAACAUAUCCCUCACGCCAGGGCGCCCGACCUGCAUCUUACGCGGCACUCAGUUAUGUCUGGGGUGAAGAUAAGACAACCUUCAGAACACUGAAAAACAAUGUUAAUGCCCUGCGAAUGCAUGGCGGUCUAGAAAGGUUUCUGCCCGAGCUAUCUCCAGUCAUUCGAGAUGCGAUUGACCUAGUUCGACGUUUAGACUUGCAGUUUAUAUGGAUUGACGCGCUCUGUAUCAUUCAAGACAGCGAAGAUUCUUGGCGGCUCAACGCGUACAACAUGGAUGUAAUCUACGGCAAUGCCGAGCUAACAAUAUGUGCAGCAGAUGGGGAUGGAGCGGAUACUGGCCUGAAGGCUGCUAGACCCUCUGCUACCCGAAGCCCACAUAUAGCAGAGUGUGGCGAAGACCUGUAUCUUAUGCUCGUCCGAACGCCAGAGUCGUACAUCAAAGCAUCCACGUGGAAUACCCGCGCCUGGACAUUCCAGGAACGACUUAUGUCCCGUCGAUGUCUGAUCUUUGUUGAGGGUCGAGUAUUUUUCCAGUGCCCUUCCACUGGAAUGUCGGAGGAUAUUUAUGCGGACAGGGACGGGACAGGAUGGUCGUUGGACCUCGUUGAUGCUCCUAUGCGGAUGUUUAAACAGAUAUCCGAGAGGUCGUUUUGGGUGUAUAUGAACCUUGCGCAGCUGUACAGCUCACGCAAAUUAACAAAAAAGAAGGACAUUCUUGCGGCGUUUUGGGGUAUCACAAUACGUAUGAAGAGGAUUAUGCGAGCGCCGUUCAUUUUCGGAUUACCCAGCUCGCAUUUCGAUCUUGCAAUCUUGUGGCAGCACAUGGGCCCUGCAUCGCGACGAGAACCAAGGAGUGCGGAGGAAUUGUCAGAGUAUGGCGAACACAGAUUCCCUACGUGGAGCUGGACUGGCUGGACAGGGCCUUCCAUCAGCUACAGCCACGACACGCUGGGCGAUUGUCUCGAGAACACAAAGGAGUGGCUGAGAAACCAUACAUGGAUACGUUGGUAUAUCAGGGAUGGAACAGGGGACCUACGCCCACUGUGGGACGAACCCACAUGGCGCAUCGACGACAGUAAAGAUAUCAAGUGGCAAGGUUAUGGCUACAAGCGUACAAGUGGUGCUUAUAUUCCAACAGACUAUACCGAGCGGCGCAACAAUUGGUCUCUGUCACAUAUGCAGGAGGAUAUUGAAGUACAGACCAAGUGGGUUAUUGAACGGGACGGUAGCCCUUCGAGAAGUCUGACUCACAGAUAUUUUGGUCCCGAAACAAGAUCCAACGGUGGGCGCAAUGAUGCUGGUAUUAAUCGCCCGCUGGACUACCGUCCUGAACAAGAUGCCCACUGGACUGCGAGAGACUCGCAGCCAGAUAAUAGUAGAUCAGAACCCCCGGAAAACAAUGAAUUCCUGGCAAACAGGUCAUCGGGCUCUCAGAGAGACGUGCAGCUUAACCGGCAUUACGAACACUUUCCAGGGCCGAUGCGAAGUCAUACUUAUCCAGACGACCCCACCGAGACGAGAUCGCAACGCCCCCAGCUCCAGAAACAGUGGAUUGAACAAAAGGUUACCUUCGAGGAUGAUGCUUUACACGGACAACGACAUGAGAAUGGAGCAGCUAUGGUCCAAGAAGUAAACGAAACUAGAUCUGCGCCUCGCGUGCUGUCGCAACGUUGGGAAAUAAGAAGCACUGGAUCUGAAAGGGAGCGCAACAUCGUGCCGCCAGCCUACAACAGCGACCGUGGCCGAGACGAAUUAAAGCCAAAGUACGAUGACAUGUUCAUGCCUAACGAGGAUGUGCAACCAUGGCAGACAGAAUCGAGCCCAGAGUUUUUCAUUUCCCCAAAAGAAUAUCCUUAUCCUCCGGUCAUUCACCCACAUAACAGAAACCCAAACAGUGGACGCUCUCCUUUGAUGCCACUACUUCAGUUCUGGACCUGGUACGCGCAAUUGAACAUUGCCUGCCGUGCCAAGGACGCGCCCGCUGAGGCAAACCUACACCCAGGGCUUGAAAGAUGCAGUAUUGCGGACGACAACGGCGACUGGUGUGGCUCUGUUGUCCUCAACAAAAAAUGGGUCAAGAAGUGCAGAUACGCGCAGCAGGAGUUUAUUGCUAUCUCAGAAGCAAAAGCCUUUAGCCUGCUAGAGUGCGAGUUGUGGACAUACUACAUACCUAAAGAACGACACGAGUCUGAGUGGGACGUGUUCUACGUUCUGCUUAUUGAGCGAAAGGAGGAGAAAUGGGAACGAGUAGGAUUAGGCAAAGUUUUCAAAGAGGCUUUCAUGCGGACAGCUCAAUGGAGGGAGAUUAUGCUUAACUAA